Messenger RNA from Parathielavia appendiculata, 862 nucleotides. RefSeq lists its product as uncharacterized. The coding region runs from base 200 to 679 and encodes 159 amino acids. Lineage: Eukaryota; Fungi; Ascomycota; Sordariomycetes; Sordariales; Chaetomiaceae. The record is from RefSeq and is a predicted model, not a curated record. The transcript has 2 exons.
CGUAUGGCUUCGUGUCUGGCUCCUGUCGCGGAGUCUUCUGGCAUUAUGCUCGGAGAAGGCUUACCAGCAAACACGAAACCAUUGACCUCACAGAAAUCCGAGUCUGCGUCGCCCAUGUUUCGCUCGCUUCACCUCAACCUCUUGUGCCGGGUUUUUUCGAAAUAACUUGGUUACCGUCUUACCGUCAGGAUUUUAGCUAAUGUUAACAUCUUUUACUCAAGUCAAUUUCCAAGAGACGAUGCGUCUGCUCCUCCAGAACGCAUUUCAGUAUGACGACCCGGAACUCACCAGCGAGAUGAUUGCACUUUACCAGCAGUGCCCAGCCCUCUUCAAUAAAGUACUGUCUCGAACGGACCGAAAUGAGAUGGAUACCCUACUCGAAAACGAAGACCACGAGAUGGAAGUCGACCAGUCUGCCGACAGAAAUCAUCUCAAACCGUCGGCGAUCAAUCGUAUCCCAAUAAAAAGUGUUGUCGCAACCCAUUCAGUUAAUGAUGGCAACAGAAUUCCGACUUGUUCCGGGGACCUCAACACAACAUCGACUUGGCGUUGUCAUCUCCGACUGGCAUACCAAUACGAUUACGGCAAACCUGCACAAUAUCCAUCUCCGUUCGAGAACCGGCCAAUCCAGUGGUCUCGGAAGUUCGGAUUCACCGACAGGUACCUACCAGAUCACUAGAUCCAUACCCCAAGUCCCCAUUCCUCCAACCCCUCUUCCAUCAUCAGGGCACGUGAGCCUGGCUUCUCGUCGGAUUCCCCCAAACGGCCGGCUUGUUUAUAAGCACAGGGCGGCGAACCAGCAACAAGAGGGAUCACCAAGGCCCUUGGCAAAGCCCAAAACAAGAGUCUACGGAUAGUGACA